Trametes versicolor FP-101664 SS1 is the source of this 5925-nucleotide messenger RNA. RefSeq lists its product as uncharacterized. Gene Ontology annotation, cellular component: TSC1-TSC2 complex; nucleus; cytoplasm. The record is from RefSeq and is a predicted model, not a curated record. NCBI's taxonomy places the organism in Eukaryota, Fungi, Basidiomycota, Agaricomycetes, Polyporales, Polyporaceae. Bases 1 to 5691 code for a protein of 1896 amino acids. The transcript has 11 exons. Gene Ontology annotation, biological process: negative regulation of TOR signaling; regulation of small GTPase mediated signal transduction; positive regulation of GTPase activity. Gene Ontology annotation, molecular function: GTPase activator activity.
AUGCGAAGACUGGAGGAAUAUAACGCUGCCGUCGGAGAUUUGAACAACGCAUAUGAGAGAUUCGUCCUCGAGUAUGCUCAAAUUGACGAUCAGAUACGCAAGCUGUGGCUGCAACUGCAGCAGGAGCAACAUAAGCUCCUGUUGUUGUCGGAGCGGAAGCACAAAUCUAUGACCGACAAUGACCGAGAGCGCGAGAAGGGCCAAGUGAAGGGCAUGGCUAUAACCAAGAAAGCGGUGGAAGCUGUUCGCCGGCGGCCUGUGUUCCCGGAGCCCGUGGUCGGGCCACACAGAUCGCAGCGGCGUCACAGGAGCCACGGUGGGUUCCAAAUUUUCUUCAGUUCAGGGGUACCGGGGCGGCUCGGCACAUUCCGGCGGUACGAGACGCCGCCAAGUAGCUGUGAGGAACUACGAAAUCUCAGUCGAUUCGCCAAUGACGACGCGCAGAGACCGACGCGACAGAGAGCGAACACAAGCGCUUUCCCGUUCGGCUGGCGACGCAAGGCAGAAACCACCUCCACUCCCGCCCCGCCUGCUAUCUCUGCUCCUCUCCAAUGGGAGGCUCUGAUAGAGGCACUUACCCCGCCCGCAGUACCUUCCCUCAGCUACGCCAAGUCGUUGGCGACCGCUCUCGGGGCCCUCGACGCGCAUUCUCCACCUCCACGUCUCGCCGCGCUCCAACCCAUUCUCGCGUCCCUAUGCUCUUGCGAGUCCCCGACGCCUCUUCAGGCCGCCGGAUACGACAUCCUCGCCGCCUACUUGGAGGGAAGUGGCUCUGCCAUCAUCACUACCGCGGAUAGGCUCUCCUGUCUCUCGCUGUUCAUCGAUGUGCCGUGGUCGCAGGAGCUUUGGGAGUCGCGGACGAAGGCGCUCUCGGCUCUCAUCGCCUCAGGGUCGCAUGCCGUGGGCAUGGAGGGCCCCAUAUUGCGUAUGCUCGAGAGUUGGAUCGAGCGCGCGUUUGAGGGGCUCACGCGGACGGAUGCCAUCUCGCACGAGGACAGACUGGAACGUCAGCGCAGCGUCCAGUCCCUCACUACCUUCCUCACAAACCUUGUGCGCAGGCCCGAAUUCGUCUCGCGACUCACGGAGGACGAUACGGCAGGUGUAUUGGAUCUCUGGGAGCGUCUGGUCGAUAGGUCUCUGGCUGUCCCUGUGGAGUAUCUCAACCUGGUCUCGCCUCCAAGUUCUCCGUUUCUCGAGCCCCAGUCCUCAAAAGCGGCCUCUCCGCCAAAGCUCUCCCUCUCCCAUCGGCGUCACCAUUCGUCUACAUCACUUCCGAAGCUCUCCCUCCUCAAGCACCCAGCUGAUAUCAUAGUCGACGCGUACUUGACAUACCUGUCUGAACGGCUCGUCGCUCUUGCGCCCAGCUUCCUGACGUCUAUCCUACCUCUCCUCUUCCGCUCACUCGCGUUCUACUCUACACCGCUUCCUCGUAUCUCUCUUCAACCUAGCGUCCCACACCAAAAUACUCUGGAGCAGAAGAUAUCAGACGUCCUUGCGAAGCUCGUCGGGGGUCCGUAUGCGUCGUCUUGCAAAGUCCUCCUCAAGCGCCAUUUCUUCCCAUCUCGGCAAGUAUCCUUGCAGAGCUCGAUACAAGCGGCGGCUGGUGCCAUUCGGACGCUACGGAUCUCGCUCAGGCGCGUGCUGGAGAACCGCCUCGCGCGAGCGUACAUCGAGCGUGCAUCCAUCAACGACUACUCACCCGCGGGCGUGCCUAUGCACCUGUCCCUUGAAAAAGGACUUAUGGAGCGUGCGUGGCCGGCGGACGAAGGCGCGUCAUGGGACCUCAUCCGCUUCGCUAGCGUGCUUGCGCGUGCGGCGAAGGCGUGGAUAGCACAAGAGCAGGAGACGACGCCGAACGUGAUCGCAGCGCCAAAGGAAGCCGUCCUUCACGAGAUUGCAGCGAUCAUCAAGGACGCCAUCCAGGCCAUGGAUGAACGCGGCGACAACGAGGAUGUGGAUGACGAAGAAAUCAGCGCGAUUGGCCGCAUCCUGCGCGAAUUAGUCGUCUAUGUCCGCUCUGUGAAGACGCCUGACGGAGGCCUCAUUCCUAUUUCGCUCCACCGUCCGGAUGGCUCGUCUCCCUUUCUCGUGGCCAUUGCCACUAUUCUCGCGCAGGACCUCAAAACCUCGCCAUUGUUCCUGGUCCUACCUUCCAUCAUUCUCUCCAUUGCUGAGCAUCUCCCUGACCGUGACCUGACGCAGUUGUUGAUGACCAUGGCGGAGCGCCAGAGUCUAUCGCCUACAUCACUGUCAUGGCUGGACGAGUGGAACAACCUGCUCACAAUGUCCAGCCUCUUCGCCCCCUCUCGAACGGCGACUCGACAGCACGUCAUGGAGCAGCUGCACUCCGUUUGGGAGUUUGUGAAGGACAUCCCUGCGUACAGGAAACCGCUCGCCACUCUUGUCUUCGACGUAUGGAAGCGGCAUCCUGCAGAGGAGCUAGAGGACAGCAGUACUCUGGUCGUUUGGAAUCUGCUUGCGGAUGAAGCGGUCAUGCGACUUGUCGAGAAACAUGCGGACAACCCGGAUACCGCCGAGUGCGCGGAGCAGGAGGGGCUGUGUGAGGAGAUCCUGGACUUCCUUCUGUCGAUGGCGCUCGAGAGGCAGGACGAAGAGGAUGACACCGCAUCGAUCCGCACGGUAGAAUCCCAGGUCCCGUCCCCUCCGGGAGUUGUUCCGCCAGCGAACUCAGUGUCGACAUCCCCCAUCCUCUCGCGCAUGACAUCUGACUAUCCCGGAACGAGGGACAAGGAGACGUCACUCCCUUCUGUUAUGUCUAUCUUGACGUCGCUCACGUCUGGGGCCCCUUCACGCUCGCAAUCCAAACCCCGGCGAGCGACCAACGACAUGCCCGUAGCCCCGGAAGCAUCACCGGUAAUCACAGCGGAACCUCCACCUUUCACUCCCAAAGCUGUCGGCGCGGUCAUCGGCCUCGUCUCUGUCUUCAGCCAGCUCGUUUUCACGCCCCUCGCGAUUUCGCAAUGCAGCCUGUGGCACGCCAAGCGGAUCUUCGGACAUCUCGUCGAGCUCGUAUCUUCUGCCGGCUGUGUACGCGCCCGACUCACAGUCCUGCAGUUUAUGAUGCGCCUCCGCGUCGACCGGGACCACAGGCUAUACUACACCUCCGCAGAGUACGACAGGGACGGGAACAUUGCCCACCUCGCUGCACUCAUCAAUAGGGCUGAGGUAGGGCCAAGCACUGUCGAGGAUCUUCUGCGGGAUGACGAAAUCAGGAGAGCACGCGCACGCGCGCCGCCACAAGAAAGAGACGGACGGAGACCCUCGCGCGGACGUGGUGCCCCCCGGAUGGACGCGAGCAGGAGCCGUUCGCGUGUCCCGGCGCGCGUCCUCCCCACUGCGAUGCUCAGGCUGAAGCCCCGCGAACCGCUCUGGUCCAUCCCGGAGGCCCUCUCGCUUUCUGUGAUGGCGUCAGAUGUGGCCAGCGAGGGUAUGAAUUCAUUCGACCCGAGCAAUCCUGGCCAUAACGAGGCGGUGCUACAGCUCUCGGUGUAUCUCUCCAAGCUGGUGGAGAUCAUCGAGACGGAGCGGGACUGGGAGAUCCUCUCGUACGUGCUCUGCCAUCUCCCGACACAGCUCGCGAACAAGCACCUCUUCUGCGGCCCGCGCUCCAAGAUUGUCAUUUCCAGACUCCUCGCCUCACUUUGCUCUGGCAUCACCGACGGCACUCUCGCGACGAAGAUCGAGCGGUGGCCAGACGGGAUCAUCUCGCGCGACGCGCAGGGCCUUGCCUUCCACACACUCAACGUGCUGAUCAGCUACAAGCGCUGCUUCGACAACGCGCAACAGCUCCACCACCUCGUCGAGGUCUUCCUCAUGGGCCUCAACGGCCAGCCGUCGACGCAGCGGUGCUGCCUGCACGCGCUCUCGCUCGCCGCGUUCGAGCUGAAGCCGUCGAUGGCGAAGCACCUCUCACGCAUCAUGGAGAAGCUGUCGCAAAUCAUGUCGAACCCUGCAAUGGCCGUGCACAUCAUCGACUUCCUCGCCAUCGUCGGCUCCCAGCGCGCGCUCUAUGUCAACUUCACCGAGGGCGACUACAAGAUGGUCUUCGCGGUUGCGCUCAAGUACCUCGAGAACCACAACCGCGCGGACGGCUCGCUCUCGAUCUCGUGGGCGCUCUCGCAGCACGUGCGUAUCAUGUCGUACUACAUUGUCUACGUCUGGUUCCUCGCUGUCGACCUAGAGGACCGGCACAAGCACGUCAGCUACAUCGUGCGGCAGCUGCUGCUUGCGAACAGCAACAAGACCAACGUUGAUGCGCCAACCGAGGUUGCAUUUGACUGGCUCGCACGCUACACCUAUGCGAGCGCAGACCCGCGACCAGCGAAGUCGACGUUGGACGAGAUCGUGAUGAACCCCAACCUGCAGAGCAAGGGUUCCGAGCCUGCUAUCAGCGAGAAGACGUGGAUCCUGGGCAACUCAGUCGUUACUAUCCGCGCGCUUGCGAGGCGCGGAUGGAUCGAGGUACUGUCGCGCCGCGCGUCCGGGAUGACAAAGUUCCUCGUCCGAGCGGAGAACAUCCCCAUGGUUCCUUUGGGCGACGUCGACCCGGACCUCGUGUCCAUCUCGGCCACACUCAUGAUGGAUCGAGAGGAUAAUGGCGAGGACGGCACCUGCGAGGAAGAUGCAACGAACCAGUUUGUAGGGAAUCCAAGUCUGGACGAGGUCAAGGGCGCGCUCGGCGAAACUGCACAGGCUGUAUUGAGCGCCUCUCGUCCAGAUCCCAUAACCGGCUAUGUCUGGAGUGGCAGCGCGCCAUCGCAACGGCGGAAAGAAGUUGCCAUCGACCCCAGCUACUUCGCUCUGCAGUUGUCUGCGUAUCCCGAUAAGCGACCAACGGGACGCGGACGCCUUGUGAAGGACAAGUCCAAGCUCGCCAGUUUCUUCCGCAUCUUCGACCGGAUGCCCGUUAUCGACACGCACAAGGUCGGUGUGAUGUACGUCGCGCCUGGUCAACAGACCGAAGCGGAGAUCUUGCGGAACACUCACGGCUCCCCCGCAUACACGCGCUUCCUCGAAGGGCUCGGACGUCUGAUCAACCUGCGUGGGCAGGUCGACGUCUACGACGGCGGGCUCGACCCAGACGUGGACGGCGAGUACGCGUACGCCUGGUGGGACGACAUCGGCCAGAUCCUCUUCCACACCGCGACGCUCAUGCCCACCGGCGACGACCCGAACUGCAUGGCCAAAAAGGCGCACAUCGGGAACGACUACGUCCGGAUCGUCUGGAACGACUCGGGGCGCCCGUACCGGUUCGACACGCUCGCGACGCAGUUCCAGUUCGUGAACAUCGUCAUCGAGCCGCACUCGCGCGGCGCGAUCGCGGCCUUCUCGAACAACCUGCACGAGCACGAGUACUUCAAGGUUACCGUCCAGCGUGCAGAGGGCAUGGUCGAGUUCACGCCCAUCGGCGACUUCAAGCUCAUCUCCGCCGCGAACCUCCCGCAGCUCGUCCGCCAGCUCAGCCUGCUCUCCGACUGGUUCAUCGCCGUGUGGCAGAACACCGGCGGGGACAAGCGGCGCGACGAGGUCAUCACGAACUGGCGCUCGCGCCUGGAGGCCAUCCAGCGGUUCCGGGACCAGACCUUGGCUGCGGACAAGGAGCCCGAAUCGGACACGGUCGAUGGUCUCGCCGCACAGCAGCGCCUCUGCGACUUCUCGACGGCCUACUAGCCCUGUAUCCUCUUGUAUGACAAUACGACGAAGCACGACGACGACGACAACGGCACGGACGCAGACGGACGUCCCCACUCUCCUUUCUCUGUUUCACCCCCUUUGCUUACGCUCACGUUCACGUUCCUCAUAUCACCUGUUUGUUUUUACUUUGGCUUUCUCGACGCAUCUGUAGCAUUCAGCGCAUCAUACCACCACGCCUCAUCAUCUCUCGCCACAUCUACUCUGCACGCG